Molecule: messenger RNA, 4740 nt
Organism: Rhinolophus ferrumequinum (greater horseshoe bat)
Lineage: Eukaryota; Metazoa; Chordata; Mammalia; Chiroptera; Rhinolophidae
Gene: ZNF484
Product: zinc finger protein 484
Exons: 6
Coding region: 414-2903 (829 amino acids)
Biological process (GO): negative regulation of transcription by RNA polymerase II
Molecular function (GO): DNA-binding transcription repressor activity, RNA polymerase II-specific
Source: RefSeq, a predicted model, not a curated record
GGCGCCGAAAGGAAUCCCUCAGGGACUGGGAGGGAUAGAGAAAGAGGAAUUAGGUCCCGUUUUAGUUUUUGUGAUUAUAGUCACCACCUAAGGUAAAUGACUACUGCCCUGUGAGAUCAUGGGUGAGGGGCAAGUGAGUGCAGGGAUGGAAGCAUCCGGGGCUGAGUGAGGAAGCAUCUUUGUCCGUGAUGAGCUAUCGGGACACAAUUUGAAACUGGUUUUGUUACCAAGACUUUGACUGGAAUGUCAUGUUGAGAGACACAUGCAUAGACGUGAAUGUCACCAGAAAGCUCUAAGGAAUUAAAAUUGACUUUGGAAGCCAAUGAAAGCCACUUGGAAAAACAGCCUGAUACCUUGCUUGUGGUUCACAGCCAUCUUUCCAGAUCUGUGCCCUUUUCUCAGAAGAGCUAGAAAUGACCAAGUCCCUGGGAUUAGUGUCAUUCAAGGACGUAACUGUAGACUUCAGCAGGGAGGAGUGGCAACAAUUGGACCUCACUCAGAAAAGCCUAUACAGGGAUGUAAUGCUGGAAAACUAUUUCAACUUAAUCUCAGUGGGUUGUGGAGUUCCCAAACCAAAAGUCAUUUUCAACUUGGAGCAAGUAGAAAAGCCAUGUAUGUUAGAUGGUGAAGCCUCAAGUCAGAGCUGUCUAGAUGGGGAUAUUGGUUCUGAAAUUUCACAACAGGGAAUGUCUGAAGAAGUUUCAAUCCAGUUUGAAAGAAUUAAUCUCUUCACAAGAGAAGACCCAUAUUCCAUUUUAGAAGAAUUGUGGCAAGAUGAUGAACAGACAGGGAGAUAUGAGAAAAACCAGAACAAACAUUUAUGUCACAUUGCCUUCGUCAACAAGAAAACACUAGCUAAUGAGAGGGAAUAUACGGACAUUGGGAAAAUAGUUCAUGUAAACACAUACCUUGUUACUUCAAGAAGACUCCAUAACUGUGACUCAUUUGGAGAGAGUUUGAAGCCUAUUGUAAGCUUAUGUAAUUAUAAUAGAAACCAUGCAACAGAAAAUCUUGAUAAGACCAUUGAAUAUGGUAAUAGUUAUACUUAUAUGAAUUCUCAUACAGAAAUGAAUGCUUGUGAAUGUAAUCAGUGUAAGAAACUUCUGAGUCAUAAGCAAGCCCUCAUUCAACAUCAAAAAAUUCGUAUGGGGGAGAACCUCUAUUUAUUUUCUGAUUGUGUGAACACUUUCACCCAGAAGUCACACCUCUUUUCACAUAAUAGUAUUUAUGCUGAAGAGAAACAGCACGAAUGCAGCAAAUAUGAGACAGUCUUCUCUCAGAAGUCCCAACUUGCUAUACCUCAGAAGGUUUACACAGGAGAGAAAACUUAUAUAUGCACAGAGAAUCACUAUAAAUGCAGUGAAUAUGUAAAAGCAUUUAUCCAGAAGUCAGAUCUGUUCAGAUUCCAAGGAAUUCAUUCUGGAGAAAAACUCUAUGAAUACAGUAAAUGUGGAAAAAACAUAUCUCAGAAUUCAAACCUCAAUAUACAUAAAAAAGUUCAUACUGUAGAGAAACACUUUGAGUGUACUGAAUGUGGAAAAGCCUUCACAAGGAAAUCAACACUAAGUAUGCAUCAGAAAAUUCAUACAGGAGAAAAACCAUAUGUAUGUACCGAAUGUGGGAAAGCCUUUAUUCGGAAGUCACAUUUUAUUACACAUGAGAGAAUUCAUACUGGAGAGAAACCCUAUGAGUGCAGUGACUGUGGGAAAGCCUUUAUAAAGAAGUCACAGCUCCAUGUGCAUCAGCGAAUUCACACAGGAGAGAAUCCCUUUCUAUGUUCAGAAUGUGGGAAGGUCUUUACCCACAAGACAAAUCUGAUUAUACACCAGAAAAUUCACACUGGAGAAAGACCCUAUAUCUGUACUGAAUGUGGGAAGGCCUUUACUGACAGGUCAAAUCUCAUUAAGCACCAAAAAAUUCAUACUGGAGAGAAACCCUAUAAAUGCAGUGACUGUGGAAAAUCAUUCACCUGGAAGUCACGGCUCAGGAUACAUCAGAAAUGUCAUACUGGCGAGAGACAUUAUGAGUGCAGUGAAUGUGGGAAAGCAUUCAUUCAGAAGUCAACACUAAGUGUGCACCAGAGAACUCAUAGAGGGGAUAGACCCUAUGUUUGCACUGAAUGUGGGAAGGCCUUCUUUCACAAGUCACAUUUUGUUACACAUGAGAGAAUUCAUACUGGGGAGAAACCUUAUGAAUGCAGUGACUGUGGGAAAUCCUUUACUAAGAAAUCACAGCUCCAUGUACAUCAGCAAAUUCAUACAGGAGAGAAACCCUACAGAUGUGCUGAAUGUGGAAAGGCCUUCACUGACAGAUCAAAUCUCUUUACACACCAGAAAAUUCAUACUGGAGAGAAACCAUAUAAAUGCAGUGACUGUGGAAAAGCCUUCACUCGGAAGUCAGGCCUCCAUAUACACCAGCAAUCUCAUACUGGAGAAAGACAUUAUGAGUGCAGUGAAUGUGGGAAAGCCUUUGCAAGAAAAUCAACACUAAUUAUGCAUCAAAGAAUUCAUACAGGAGAGAAGCCCUAUAUUUGUACUGAAUGUGGGAAGUCCUUCAUCCAGAAGUCCCACUUAAAUCGACAUCGGAGAAUUCAUACUGGAGAGAAACCCUAUGAAUGCAGUGACUGUGGGAAAGCCUUCAUUAAGAAGUCGCAACUCCAUGAACAUCAGCGAAUUCACACAGGAGAGAAACCAUAUAUAUGUGUUGAAUGUGGAAAGGCCUUCACCAUCAGAUCAAAUCUUAUUAAACACCAGAAAGUUCAUAUUAAACAAAAAUCCUAUAAAUGCAGUGACUUUAGGAAAGCCUUCAACUGGAAGCCACAACUCAGUAUACAUCAGAAAUCUGAUACUGGGGAAGUAGAGUGCUCAGUGCCACAGUCAUGGUGUGGGGAUACAAAGUUGUGAGACGCUACAGCUUAACUAAGAAGCAGGAGGUAACCAAAGCCAACUUCCCUCUAUGUACUCAGAAGUACGAAUAUCUGGGUCACAUAGCAGAUGUUUAGUUACACAUAUGGGGAGACACUUUGGAGUAAGUGUUUAAGCAAUGUAUAAUGAUCAUGCUUGGUUAUUUGUCAGAUACUGGGAUUGUCAAGCUCCUGAAAAUAAUAGUAAAUAUGCAAGGAGAUAACUUGGCAAUCUUUUUUGUUUCAUAUUUUGGAUAAGCAGUUUUAUAACUUCAGGGCUGUUGAAUUUGCCCCGAGUAGCAAAAAUAUUUAGUAUUGACCAAAGGAAUUUCUUAGUAAGUAGAAUGCUAAGAAAAGUUUUCAUUGUCUAAGUACCCUAGCGACACUGAAAUUAAGGCAAAAGUAUAUACAAUUCAGAUCUAUAAUGUAGAGAAGCCAGAUUUUUUUGUGAAUAUUAACAUUAAAGACACAAAAGAAGGGACUGUACAUAUUUUUCUUUUCUUUGGGAAAUUACUAUUAUUGUUUAUAGUAUCAGUGUGUAGAAAUUUGGUUAAGAAAAUUUUAAAUAUGCAAUUUGACUUGAGAUUGGCAAAUCAGAACCACAGGCUUACCUGAAUAUUCAUGUGCAUCUUUAGGUAACCAAUAUGUUCCCUCAUUUAUUAAUUCCCUGCCAUGGCAGCAGGUAACUCACACUCAAGAGUAUAAAGUGCUCCAAGCCUAUAUUCCAAGAGUGAUCAGUGAUGUAAACAGCAGCCCCAUAGACUACUUGUCACUUUAGAACUGGCCUUGAGUUCAUGGAACUUAGCCAUAGGUUACAGAUCUAGGUAUCAGCACUUUGGAUUCUCAGCCUUGUCCACAGAAACUCAUUCUUACUGAUUUCUGUUUGAAAAGAGACCAGUUAAGAAAAUGGGUUUUAAAACUUAAGAAUUCUUGCCUUCCAAUUUUGUUAACGAUUUCUCUACGUAUUCAUUAUAUGGUAGGUUACUAUGGGACACAAUUGUCUUGCAAUUGAGCUUGUUCUCUUAGAAGAUAUAACAUAAAUGUACAUUUGUAAGAAUACUCUUCCUAAACCCUCCCAAUCUCUACAAAUUAAUUUAUAUUUUCAAAUUCUUUAUAGAUUUUUUGAUUUUAAUUCUAUUAGAUACUGAAAAAAGUGUCUUAUAAUCUUCCAGAAUAAUUGUGAAUUUGUCUCUUUUAGAGGUAUUAAUUUUGGCUUUAUGUAUUUUGAGUCUGUUUUUACAUACAUUCAAAUUUAGAAUUGUUAUACUCUUCCUGGUUAAUUGUAGCAGUCAUGAAAUGUCCCUUUUUAUCUCUAGUGAUGUUUUUUGUCUUAAAAUUUACUGUGUCAAGUAUUAAUACAAUAUGCAUACUUAUUAAAGGGUAAUAAAAAUUAGUAUUCACACCACUUUCUGAACAAGGUGAGUAGUUAGAACAUUAACUCCAUUUAUAAUCUUGGUUUAUAUGGUAUUGAUGUCGAGUAUUUGAAUUCUGCAUAUAGUUGAUGUAGCCAAUCAUUAAGAGUCAAUAUUCAUGUAAAUUAAUCCACAUAUUUACUUUUUAUUACAUUUUUAUUUCUUCUUGUCCUCUGUUUCUGUCUAGAAUCAUUUUUCUUCUGACUGAAAAACAUUCUUCAGUAUAUUUCUUUUUAAUGUGUGUUUAGUAGUGACAAAUUCUGUUUUUGUUUGGGGAAAAAUGUCUUUAUUUUGCCCUCAUUUUUGAAGGACAUUUGUGUGAGUACAGGUAUCUACAUUGGCAGUUGUUUUCUAUUACUGUGUUUCCCCGAAAAUAAGACCUAGCUGGACAAUCAGCUCUAAUGCGUAUUUUGGAGCAAAAAUUAA